GUCACUCAGAGUCCAGAGAUGUUAAAGGAUAAUGACAAAAGACUUCAAUGAAUAUAAAAAUGCAUUCGCUCUUUCCGUUUCGUGAGAUCCAUCUUUAAGGUUAAACAUUAGAUAUGAAUAUUUCAAAUGACAGUGCCACGACAACUCCCGUGCUAUUUGUCACAGAUCCUGUCAAUAUCACUAGCGCAGUUGCUGUGGGUCUCGUGAUAGUACUUACUAUAUUUGGAAAUGCAAUCGUAUGUGCAAGCUUCUACACAUUCCGAGACCUUCGAACAAUAUGUAACUAUUUUAUCAUAAGUCUCGCAAUAUCCGAUAUACUAGUGGCAAUUUUGGGGAUGCCAUUUUGGUUAGUAUUGCAGCUUACCGAUUUAUCAAACAAUACCGUCAUUCAGGGAGAUCUUUAUCUCUUUUGGCAAUGCAUGGAUAUUUUCUUUGGCACAGCAUCCAUAAUGAACUUGGCAGCGGUUAGUGCUGAUAGACACGUGGCAAUCACUGCCCCAUAUUCAUAUCCUCAUGUAAUGACAUCACGAAGAGCUUUGCUUAUUUUGUGUUUUGCAUGGAUUUAUGCCGUCGUAGUGUCCAGUCUGCGACUCCUGGAUAAAAACUGGAUACGAACCGGUGGAUAUCAAUAUAUGGUGUUCAUAGCGAGCUUUGCACUUCCGCUGUUAUUUAUGAUCGCGAUGUACGCUAGAAUUUAUGUUGUAGCUAGACGUCAGGCUCGUCGAAUCGGUCGUAACAGGAACUACACUACAGACGUGAAAGCCGCGAAAACAAUAGCGGUGGUGAUUGGUGCGUUCGUUUUCUGUUGGGCGCCUUUCUUUGUGUCAGUCAUUGGCUACAUCAACAACAAGAACUUUUAUCCUUUGGAUGUUCACAAGUGCGCCAAAUGGUUGGAAUAUGUAAAUAGUUGUUUAAAUCCAAUUUUGUACACUUGCUUAAACAAAACCUAUCGCAGGGCCUUCAAGAGACUUUUUACUCGAUGGCGUGGACGGCUAGAAAGAACUCGAGAAGAGUCACUCACUACAAUAGGAACAUUAUCUAGAAGGCUUACCUUACCUAGAGGAUCCAUUUUUGCCACUCAUGGAGACACGUUUUCUAGCUCGUCCUCAAAAGAGCUUAGUGAAUUAAGAAGGAAGCUUAGUAGAAAAAGCAGCGUUAAAAGAAAAACAGAAGACCCUCCUGUUACAUUUAUAUGACACCUCUCUUCUUCCAGGGAUAGCGGGAAAUGGAGCGGAGAAUUAAUUUCUUCAUUAGAAUUAUAAACCUUUGGAUUAAAAGGUUGGAGGAGAGGCGAACAUGCUCACCAUUGAAAAAACUCAAUAAAGAGUAAGAGAAAGAGCAAAGCGAGUAAGUACAAGAAUCUGUCGGUAUUCGUUCGCCACGGAGCACCAAUAUAAAGUUAUAGUUAACUGUCAGUGAAUCUCGUUAAACUUGUUUUAAUUAAUCGCCAAUUUAUUUUCGGAAAAGCUCCUUUGACUUUAAGUUUAGGGAGAGGAAUCGUACUGAAAUGUUGAAAAGUGCACAUUCAAACACAAUAAAUUGAGGCGCAAGUUAAGCGCCUUCUGCAAAAAAAACUAAUUUUCUGAUAAAUCAAGGCCGAAAUCUUGCGGUAUAAGGAAGGGAAUGCUUUACGAUGGAGUCUACGGAUUGGUCCCAACAGACGUUUCCGUAAUGUAAAUUCCCACAGUUUUAGCUGUCAAGUUAUCUUUCAUAGUUGUAAGCCAACAAAUGCUAUGCUACUUUUUUUCUAUUCAGCCUAGGGUAACCAGCAAGUAGCAGAGCUAACGACAUUAAAGAGCCAGUGAGAUUAUCGUUAGAGUCAUUAUAGUUCCAAUUUUCUCAGAUGUUGUUAAAAAUGAUAUCUCUGGCGUCAAAAAAAACUCUUGUCAAACCUUAAGGUUGGUUUCCAUCAGGGAACAGAUUUACGCCCCGGCUAAACAAUCAAAAUUAUCGUUCAUCGCCGUAUUUGUCGCACACGAAAUAGGGUGGCUAAACGAGCAAAUAAUCAGUAUUUUAUCAAACAUGGAACGCAGAUGAGCUCGCAAGACCCUUCCUGCGUUAAAUUACUCAUGUUUGGUUUCUAGUUGCUUGUUUUUCCCCGGUUUGGUUUGCUUCGUUUCUAGAGGUCGCUAAAUGAUCAAACACCAUUAUGCUUUUGAAGCAAUUUGUAAGAUGAAAAAGUUUGAUUUAGAUCAAACACGUGAGGCCAUUUCAGUGCAGUUUCGAGAGAGGUGGCUG
This is a messenger RNA of Pocillopora damicornis (cauliflower coral), 2238 nucleotides long. RefSeq names its product alpha-1A adrenergic receptor. Gene Ontology annotation, cellular component: plasma membrane. The record is from RefSeq and is a predicted model, not a curated record. Gene Ontology annotation, biological process: G protein-coupled receptor signaling pathway. NCBI's taxonomy places the organism in Eukaryota, Metazoa, Cnidaria, Anthozoa, Scleractinia, Pocilloporidae. Gene Ontology annotation, molecular function: G protein-coupled receptor activity.